Molecule: messenger RNA, 429 nt
Organism: Helobdella robusta
Lineage: Eukaryota; Metazoa; Annelida; Clitellata; Rhynchobdellida; Glossiphoniidae
Exons: 1
Coding region: 1-429 (142 amino acids)
Source: RefSeq, a predicted model, not a curated record
AUGGCUUCAAAAUGUACAAAAACAAAAUGUGUGAAAUCAGGUAAAGAAUAUUUGCAAUGCAUUCAAUGUUUUCAGUGUGAAAAUAGUUUUCACAUAAAAUGGUUUGGUUUGAGUGAUGAAGCUAUUGAAGUGACACGUAGUUUCGAUAGUUUUAAAUGGUUUUGUAAUAUUUGUCUGAAGAAGUUAUGCAAAGUUAAAACACUCUCUAAAAUGGUCAGUGACAACAAUGAUGAAAUCAACUUAAAAGUCGAAAAAAAUGAAAUGAACGGUUUGCUAAAAAAUGAACUUAAAUUGAUAAAAGAGAUGUUGAACAAUAACAGUGCAAAAUUAGAUAACCUUGAUAGGCCUGAUAGCAAGUUAUCUGCCGAGAUCAGCACAUUCAAAAGUGAUUUGAAAUCUUCUUUGCUACUGUUGUUGGCCAAGAAGUGA